Molecule: messenger RNA, 2094 nt
Organism: Penicillium waksmanii
Lineage: Eukaryota; Fungi; Ascomycota; Eurotiomycetes; Eurotiales; Aspergillaceae
Product: F-box/WD repeat-containing protein
Exons: 2
Coding region: 1-2094 (697 amino acids)
Molecular function (GO): protein binding
Source: RefSeq, a predicted model, not a curated record
AUGUCGCCACGAGAGACCUCCACUCGGCGACGCCCCUCGCUAUCACUUCGCCUACGCCCCCGGACCGCGGCGCAUCCAAUUACCCACCCGAAGGAGUAUGCUAUCGAUCAGUGGCGAGAGACCCCCUGCACAGAACUAUGCCAUGACCUCGAGGGAUCGGCACUGGAAGAGAUGGAGCCCUUUCCAGAGGCAGUGCCUCGCAGGCGUUCAGCCAAAAGCUUUUCAAGCCUGCGACACCCGAUGGAUGGGCUAGUGGCCCUGGGCCGCCGUUUAUCUGUCACUCUAUGCCACAAGUCCUCCAAGAACAAUCUUCAGGUACCCGGAGAGGCCGAAGAUGACUCUCGCCACUACCAAGUUGCGGGCCACUCCAGCCACAAGCGCAAUGUUGCCUCACAAAAUUGGGACAAGCGGUCGCGCGCUUGGUCCAACAGCCAUAGCAUCAAUCGACGUCCCUCUCUCAACAGCGUGACUGCUCUGCAUGGCUUUUAUGCGCCCACCGCAUCGGUUCCAGCCCCCAUCCCUGGACAUGGUUUGGAGCCCCCAAUUCUUCCCAAUGACAAGUUUGCUGGGUCGGCGGCACGUGCCGCUGCCGCUGCUCAGAAUGAACGCAUGGAAAUGGUCAAAUUGGAAAUGGCCAAAUUGGAAAUGGCCAAAUUGGAGCGUGACCUUCUUCCCAAGGCAUCUGACGUCAGACUUGACUCAGAGAGUGGCAUCGGUAUUGAUCUUCGCGAUCGCUCUGAUGCCUCGGAUUUUGAGCUAGACCUCCCUCGCAUUGAUCCGGUUUCAUACUUGCCCUCAGAGAUCAUGGCCCAAGUGCUUUCCUACCUGGACCCCGCCUCUCUCAUGCAGGCGGAGCUGGUUUCUCACACCUGGAACGGACAGGCAAACUCCCCCCAUGUUUGGAAACAUGUUUUCCGCAGCGUAUAUACCCGUCGACCGAUCAGCUCUACAGCAACCAAGAAAAGGCAGCAGCUUGGACUGGGGAAGGCCGUUCCCCACCAGGACUGGAAGCGAAUGUUUCUAGUUCGCCGGGCCCUCGAUCAACGCUGGAAACAGGGCAAAGCUGCGGCAAUCUAUCUCCACGGACACAAAGACAGCGUGUACUGUGCGCAAUUCGACGAAAACAAAAUUAUCACUGGAUCUCGUGAUCGUACCAUUCGCGUGUGGGAUGCUCACUAUCCCUGGUCUUGCCUCAAGAUCAUUGGCCCGCCUCCUGGCGAUGUGUCUGGCUCUGGACCCGUAAACAACCCAGCGCAGCAGGCCACCGGAAAGUCUCCUUUUGUGACCAUCUGCCCUCCAUCAACACCCUCCGCUGGCAUUGUUACCCCGAUGGAGCACCCAGCCGACUAUCACAGUGCCUCGAUCCUUUGCCUUCGUUUCGAUGAGGAGAUCAUGGUGACUGGAUCCUCGGAUUAUACCUGUAUUGUCUGGGACAUCAAGGAUAACUACCGUCCCAUUCGUCAACUUGUGGGCCACCGCGCUGGUGUCUUGGAUGUUUGCUUCGAUGACCGGUACAUCGUGUCGUGCUCCAAGGAUAGUACUAUCUGCGUCUGGGACCGUAAGACAGGCGGUCUGCUGAAGCAGCUCAUUGGACACCACGGCCCUGUGAACGCUGUACAGCUUCGCGGCGAUCUUGUGGUUUCGGCAAGCGGCGACGGCAUUGCCAAGCUGUGGAAUGUUACCACUGGCGCCUGUGUUAAGGAGUUCCCAAGCAAGGACCGCGGUCUCGCCUGUGUUGAGUUCAGCGAAGACGGCCGUACCAUUUUGACUGGUGGAAAUGAUAAGACUAUCUAUCAGUUCGAUGCCAAUACCGGCGAGCUGGUCAAGGAACUCCGAGGUCACACUGGCCUUAUUCGCUCCCUUCACCUGGACAGCAUGAACAAGCGUAUUGUUAGCGGUAGCUACGAUAUGAGUGUCAAGGUGUUUGAUACCGAGUCAGGCCAAUUGUCCGUCGAUCUGCCUGGAUGGACUACUAGCUGGAUGCUCAACGUCCAGUCAGACUACCGACGAAUUGUCGCAACUAGCCAGGACUCCCGGGCCGUUAUCAUGGAUUUCGGUUACGGAUUGGAUGGUAUCGACUUGUUGGAGGAAUGA